UCGGCCCGCACCUUCGUCGUCGGCCUCUUCGUUGGCGUGAGAAAGACAAACUCAACGAAUGCCCAAUGUUUGCCGGCAAAUAUUCGCCAGCUAAUCAAUCUCAGCGACUAAUGACUGACCAGCUGACAAAUCAAGUUCGGUUCGUCGUUCUGUCGCGGCGCUUUUCCCUUUUACUUGCACCAAAGCGCCCGGCCCGCAGCAGCAGAAACCGGAGCAGCGAAAUCCAUUCUUAAUUAUUUGCAUAAAUCUAUGGACGGCCAGGGGGACAAGGCGUCAUUCGUAUUUUUGCGUUUUGUUUUAGUCUCUCCGUUUCGCGAAAUCUUCUUUUGGUUAUGUCGGUCAGGUCUGGGGUGAAACUUCGGGUCAGAGCGAACUAAAAUCUAUUAGCCACAGCUCGGCACAGAUCAGUUGCGUUUUGAGUGCCAUCGAGAGCGUUGGGCUUCUUGGUAUCUUGUGCCACUUUGAGUUAUCUAACAUGCAGCUCGUACUCGGACUCCUCAUCAUCAUCCUGGGCGUCCACUGGGGUGUGGAGGCACGCGUCCGCGGCAAGCUCUACGACGAGGAGAAAGACACCAUCAUUGAGCUACCAAAGCUGGGCAGCAUCCAGGGAAAAAUUCUAGAAACUGCCUGGACCAAGCGGGAGGUGCUGCAAUUUGUCGAUGUCAGAUACGCCGAGCCUCCCACGGGUCAGCAUCGAUUCAAGGCACCGCGACCGAUUGAACCGUGGGAAGAUGUGAUGGAUGCCACAGCGGAAAAGAUUGGAUGCCCUUCGGUGGUGUCGAUGGACUCGCUGCGCAAGCUGGACGAUGUGCUGGACGUUGAGGAUUGCCUUACGAUGACCAUCACAACGCCGAAUGUGACUGCAAAGCUGCCCGUGCUGGUCUACAUACACGGGGAGUAUCUGUACGAGGGCAGCAACUCCGAGGCGCCGCCAGACUAUCUGCUCGAGAAGGAUGUGGUGCUGGUGACGCCGCAGUACCGCUUGGGCCCCUUCGGCUUUCUGUCAACCAAAACCGAUGAAAUACCCGGAAACGCUGGAUUCCUGGACAUCUUUCUUGCUCUGCAGUUUGUCAAACAUUUCAUCAAGUACUUUGGCGGCGAUGCGUCUCGUGUCACUGUGGCGGGACAGGUAGGUGGAGCGGCCAUCGCACAUUUGCUCACCCUCUCGCCGCUGGUGCAGCGGGGUCUCUUUAGCCAGGUGAUCUACCACUCGGGCUCGGCCAUUAUGCCCAUCUUCCUCGAGGAGGAUCCUCGCAAGCACGCCCAGGAGAUAGCCAAGAAGGCUGACUGCAAGAUGGUGACAGUGCGAGACCUCAACACUUGCCUCAUGGAGCUCACGGCAUUGGAGCUGCUGAACGCUUUCAUGGAACAUGCGCUCGAGAAAUCUGACCUGGGCAUUGGCCAUACGGGCGGCAUACAGUUCACCAUUGGUGGACCGAGUGGCGUGCUGCCGAAGCAUCCCUACGAUCUCAUGCUGGAGUCCAAUUUCUCCUAUCCGGCCAUGGGUGGCUGCCCCAAAAACGCCGGCACUCGAGUGCUCAACGAGAUCGUGGACAACGACUUCGAGGGAAAGAUUCCGGAUGAUGAGUACGAUACGUACAACUACAUCGACCAUGUGAUACGCCAGGUGGUGGGCACUGACAAGACCAUGCUGCUCACCAGCUUCGUCACGCACGACUUCUUCAAUCGCCAGCUGCUGGAGAAUGGAACUUUCGACACCCUGAUACCCAGGCUCAUCGAUGUGGCUGGAACCCUGAAUCACAAGCUGCCCGUGCUGCUGGCGCUGAAUAUGAACAACAAACACAACCCGGACAACACGUUCCUCUACUCAUUCGACUAUGCGGGCGAGUUCAAUAGGUAUCGUGAAAUGGACGAGGAGACGAACAUGCAGAGUCCGUUCAAGGCGGGCGUCUCGCUGACCGACGAGGCCCUCUACCUCUUCCCCUAUCCCGAUCAUGUGAAGCGUCUGAGUCCGCCGGACGUGACAAUGGCCCACCGAAUGGUCGAACUGUGGACAAACUUUGUGAUCAGCGGCAAUCCCCUGGGCUCCUAUCGUUCCGGCUAUUGGCCGCCAAUGACCACGCUCUACGGCCCGUACAUGAAGAUCGACGAGACGCUGACAAUUGGCGGCAACUAUUUCAACGAGUUCUCCGCCACGUUGCGCGACGAGGAUCAGGGCCAGAGUCUUAUACGCGAAAUCUACUACCUUCGCAGCCAAAGUCGCAAGAGGGCCAAGGCACAGCGCAAGAAGCAAUUGGCUGCGGCAACUGCCAGUCGGAUGAAGAAGCUGGAGGUUCGCAAGAGUCUGGUGAAGCGACCAAAUCGCAACAAGAUACGGCUAUGAAGCCAUGCACUGAGCCAAUUAAAAAUAAGCCCAUCGAUGGAGCAGAUCCUUCCAGAUCUUGCAUUACAAUUGGUAUUGAUUACUCAUAUGAUACAUAUUUUAUAUUUAAUAAAGAACUCUUAA
Molecule: messenger RNA, 2467 nt
Organism: Drosophila subobscura
Lineage: Eukaryota; Metazoa; Arthropoda; Insecta; Diptera; Drosophilidae
Product: glutactin
Exons: 4
Coding region: 476-2344 (622 amino acids)
Source: RefSeq, a predicted model, not a curated record